Molecule: messenger RNA, 6568 nt
Organism: Gymnodraco acuticeps
Lineage: Eukaryota; Metazoa; Chordata; Actinopteri; Perciformes; Bathydraconidae
Gene: cep290
Product: centrosomal protein 290
Biological process (GO): kidney development; camera-type eye development
Source: RefSeq, a predicted model, not a curated record
UGCAGAGUUGACCGCGCAAGUUAAACGUUAGCUAAAAACACUCGGUGCUUUUUUUGACAAACGUUGUUAAAAUGCGACUUAUAACUACUUUGUGGUAAUGCUCUUUCCGCCAUGUAUGUUAAGUCUAGUACAUUUCUUUGAGAGGACUUACCCUGCGUUUUUAAAAAGUUGUAGUUGUAUUUCCUUGAGGACUAACGUUAGCUUUUUGUAGCUAACCAAGUUACUGCUGGUGUUGUCAACGGUAACCUAGCAGCCGAAGUAUCAUGGAAACCUCAGGAUGGAUGUUUACUGACAUUUUAACACACAUCUACAUUUAACUUAUCUUGACAAGCGGUGUUAAAUAACAACAAACAUUUGGUUUCCACUUUCAAAAGACAGCUUGCUAAUUCAUGAACUCAAGUGGAAUUUGUUGUAGCAGUUAGUACUGACUUAACGUACCUAAAAGUAAUCACAAAUGUAGUUAGCUAGUGUCUAAACCAAUUUCAAAGCAGCUUUUAUGCAGAACAAAUGUAAUUUCGUGCUACAAGGCAAUGUUUAGCCAUGUUUUCCUAACUCCAACGAGCUAACUGACCAGCUAACACUGACAUUGUGUAGCUGACAGGUUUUUAUUCUGCACAAUUCCUCGUUAAAUAUGAACGAACACGCUACUGCCAAGAUGCCUGCUGCUCUGGACUGGGAUAAAGUGACCAGAAUUGACCCAGAGAGCCUGCUUGAAUGUGACAAUGACCAAGUGGACGAAGUCUUCGGCAUGUUUGUUUUGACGGAGGAUUGGGAGGUGAAGGAUAAAGCCCCGGAGAACAUCGUUCAAGUCCUCAGAGUGUUCCAGACCCUAUUAAAGAUUAAGGACCAGGAAGCUACUAUUGCUGCCAACUUUGUCGAGGACAUUGGUGUAAAGCAUGCUAAAACCGAGAAGGAACUCCUUUCCAAGGUGUCAAGGCUGGAACGAGAGCACAAGCACUCCGGCACGGGGCCAGACAGCCGCUUUCUGAGGGAUGAGAUCUGGCAGCUCGAGACCCAGCUAGAGCAGAAGGAGAAGGAGUUGACCCAAUUAAAGAAAGACAUGGGGAAGGAAAAGAACACAACCGAGGAGUUGCUCGCGCGAGCAGAGGAGGCUGAGGAUGAGGUCAAGAAGCUAAAGAGAGAGAAUGAGCAGCUCCUGCAGGACGUUGACUUCUACCGCGGGGAGUUGGAGCAGAAACAGCCGUCGCCGUCCAGAGACGAGAGCGCAGAGACGCAGAGGAAACUCAACCUGGCCAACCGGCAGCUCUACCAGUGCCUGGAAGACCUUCAGCGAGCGGAAGAUGACAACGCACACCUGAAGACGCAGAACGAGCAGAUGCAGAAAAGUCUGGAGGAGUCGGUGAGGGAGAUGGAGAAGAUGACGGACGAGUACAACAAGAUGAAGAUCGUUGUGCAGCAGACCGACUCCAUCAUGGACCAGCUCAGGAAAGACAGGGAUCAUUCAAAGCUGCAGGUCAGAGAGCUAACUGAUAAGAUCCAUAACAUGAAUGAAGAGGACGACCCAAUCAUGGUAGCAGUCAAUGCUAAAGUGGAGGAGUGGAAGAGAGUGCUUUCUGCGAAGGACGAUGAAGUUCUCGUUUACCAGCAGAUGAUUCGCGAUCUGAGGGAAAAGCUGCGCUCCGCCCAGAUGGACUUGGACAAAAGCAACAUCAUCGCCUUGCAGCAGGCCGUCCAAGAGAGGGAUAAUCAAAUCAAGAUACUGGGCGAGCAGGUGGAGCAGUACACAGGAGAGAUGGAGAAGCACACCCUGCUCAUCGAGGAGCUAAAGACGUCCACAAAGAAAGACAGAGGCCUGCCAUCGGCCAUAACGCAGAGAAAGAUGGAGGAGCUGAUGUCCAAGCUGGAGGCUGCAGACACCAGAGCAGCGGAAGCAGAGCGGGCUGUAACGCUUGCAGAAGCUCACGCUGAGGAAAAAGACAAAGCACUCAUUGAGGCCUCAAACCGAUUGAGUCAGUAUGAGUCUGGUAUUUACGGACUGGAAGCAGCCAUUGUAGAGAUCAAAGGGUGUAAAACUCAAAUUAGAGUGAGAGACCUUGAGGCUGAGGCCAUGACCAAAGAGAUCAACCAGCUUGAGAUGAGAAUCAAUGACCUCAUGGACGAAAACGAGGAUUUCCGAGAAAAACUGGGUCUGGAGCCAAAACAGGAAGUAGAUCUGACUGUGUUCAGGCGAGCCAAAGAUCUAAGACAGCGACAGUACAAAGCAGAAAAUCAAGUCCUCACCAAAGAGAUCGAACGGCUGGAAGAAGAAAGACUUGAGCUGAAGAAAGAAAUACGGCGCAUUGUGAAGGAAAGAGGCAUCCCUCAGUCCAGCCUUUGGCAGGAGGAGGACCCUCGGUCCAGCAGAAGUGAACAGCUGCCUCUCAAACACAUCAGCACUUACACAGAUGAAGAGAUCAGACGCAAAAAUGAGGAACUGAGCAAUAAGGAGAGAGAGCUCAAACUCCAGAAGACCCAGUUCUACAUGAAGCUGGAUGAGCUGUCAAAAGAGAAAGGAGACCUGGAGGCUGCGCUGAGAGACGUCCUCAGAGCAAUGAGGAAUAGCCGAGAGACGGCUCCAUCUGAAGCUGCCAUCGACAUCUCCCGUCUGGAGAGGUUAGCCAAGGUUAUAGAUGGCAGCAACAUGAUUGGGCAGUCUGAGUCCCAAAUCCAGCAGCUGUUGGGGAGAAAUGAAGAACUGAGGCAGGAGUUGAAGUUGGCCCGGGAAGAAGCAACCAGCAAUUUCAGUCAGCUCGCCGGAGCCAAAGAAAAGGUGAGCCGUCUGGAAGGAGAGGUGCAGUUGUUGAGGAGGUCAGGCGGUGAGGGGGCUGACCUCCGACCCCUGACCCUCCCCGCGGCCCUGGAUCCCGGCAGCACUGAGGUCAUUAGUCCUCUGAACGAGUACGCUGUUCGACUCCUUCAGGAGCUCAAAAACAAGGAGGAAACCCUGGAGAAACUCACAGGAACGCUGGAGGAAUACAAGGAGAAGUUUUCCGUCAUCAGCCACCAACAGGGACUCCUCUAUAAAGAAUACCUCAGUGAAAAGACGGAGUGGCAAAAGGAGAAAGAAACCUUUGCAGAGAGGAAGAACAGGCUGGAGGAGCAGAAGCAGGUGGACGCUGUUAAAAUCCAGGAAUUCAACGAGCUGCUAGACACCCUUCAAAAGGACCCAGAGGAAAUCAGGAGACAGUUGAGCGAAGCUUUGCGAAGGUCCACGCUGCUGAAGGUUAACGAGAAGAAGCUAACGAGGCGCUACACCACGCUGCUGGAGCAAGAGCAGCACCUUCGCAAGGAGAACGGCAAGAUGAAGGACGACAGCAGCAACAUGCAGGCCUCCGUCACCCAGAGGAUGGGCUACCUGCAGAGAUACAAGGAAAUGGCUGCUUAUAAGAUAGCAGCGUUACAAAAGGCCUUGGAUGACAGUGUGCUCUCAUCAGAGCUGGAGAAGGCCAACAAGCAGUACACGGAGCUAACGGUCAAAUACAGAGACGUGCUGCAGAGAGACAGCCGUCUCAUUCAGAGAACCAGCAACCUGGAACAUUUGCAGGGUGAGAAUGAGUCUUUUCGGGAGCAGAUCUCAGCCAUGAACAAAGAACUGGAGAUCACGAAGGAGAAACUGAACACUUUAGAACAAGCAUGGGACAAUGUCAAUACAACAGGAGGUGAAACGAGCAUGGAUAAGGCUGACAAGGCGUUUGCCAACAAAGAGAUGGUGUCAGCCGCCCGGCGCAUCACCACUCUGGAGAUGAAGGAGCUGAACGAGAGGCAGAGAGCCGAGCACGCACACAAAAUGUACGAACACAUGAGAAAGUCCCUGAAGCAAGUGGAGGAACGCAAUUCAGAACUGGAGUCCAAGUUUGCAGAGUUGACCAAGAUGAAUGUGGAGGCGCAGAGGGUGGAGCGCGAGCUGAGAGACGAGCUGGCCGACAGCGUCAGUCAAGCUGCGAGCGACGCUGACAGAGCCCGGGUUGGAGAGCUGGAGAAGAACGAGGCGGAGCUCCGCAUCGAGGUUUCUAAGCUGCAGGAGGUGUCCGAUGUGGCUGUGAUGCAGGUCUCUGCUCUUCAGGCCCGACAGCAGAGCAGAGAGAAGGAAGUGGAAGCUUUGAGGAGACAGAUACAGGACUACCAGUCUCAGUCAGAUGAGAAGGCCCUGAUAGCGAAGCUGCACCAGCACAUCGUGGCUCUGCAGCUCAGCGAGUCGGCUGCUUCGUCCAAACUGGAUGCCGCCACAUCUCGCGUCCAACAGCUGGAGGUUCACAAACUGCGCGCCGAUCAGCGACUGGACGCCAGCGAGCGCUCUCUGUUCCUCGCUCGACAGGAGGGAAGAAACCGCUCCAAACACCUCCGUCAGACCAUCCAGUCGCUACGCAGGCAGUUCGCCGGAGCCAUACCUCUCCCCCAGCAGGAGAAGUUCUCAGUGGUUAUGUUUAGCCUUCAGGAGGACAGAGCAACAGCCCAGGAGGAGAAGAGGAAGGCGGAGGAGGAGAGGAAGAGGGCAGAGGGCAGGGCGGAGGAACUGGAGCUUAGACUCAGGGGCCUGGAGGAGCUCAUCGCUACACUGAAGGACGUGAAAGGAGCCCAGAAGGUCACUGAGUGGCACAAAAAGAUGGAGGAUGCCCGUCUGCAGGAGCUGAGGAAAGGCAGGGAGCUGGCGGUGCAGAAGGAGGAGAUCAGGUACCUGAAGACGCUGGUGGAGGAGCAGGAGCGAAACAUCCGCUCGCUGGAGGAGGACGUUGUUCAGCAACACAGGCUUCAGGAGGAACACCAGCUGGCUCAUGAUCAGCGAGAGGUGGAGCUGGAGCGCCAACUGGAGCAGUACGAGAAACACCAGAGCGAAAUACUGAGCAGUUCGGAAAAGUAUGAGUAUGGUACAGGAUCCCUUCCAGACCAGAGUCUUCCUCUCGCUCAUCAGCUGGAGUUUGCGUUGGGUAAAGUCAGAGAGCAUGUCCGCACCAUUUUGGAAACACAGGCCACCUGCAAAACUCUGGAUGAGAAGUUGAAGGAGAAAGAAGCCGCUCUGUGGAAGGCAGAACAGAACAUUGUUUCCAGAGAUCGAGUGAUCAACGAGCUGCGUCUUCGCCUCCCGGCCGCUGCCAACAGAGAGCGGCUGCUAGCUGACCUGAAGAAGCACGAGGAGGGUCAGCCGGAGGGUCAGCGCACCCUGAAGCUGGCCCACCAGACCAUCAAAGACCUCCAGGGGCGGAUCGACAAGAAGGAAGACGUGCUGAAGAAGUACCAGAAGCAGUUAACUCAAGCCAGACAGGACCAGGAGGAGAUGAUAAAGAGACAUCAGGAGGAGAUGAAGAUGUUGCAUGAGAAGUUGGACUUGCAAACGGACACCUCUCUCGACCGCUUCAAACAGACUGCAAUGGAGUUGAUGAAGAAGCCCAGCAUCAGGGUGCCGACCAACAAGCACCUGGAGCGCCUGGCUGAGCUGGAGCAGACGGUGUCGGAGCAGGACGUCUCGCUUUUCUCCGUCACAGAGAAGCUGAGGCUGAGCAACGCUGAGCUGGAGAGACAGAGGAGCGCCAUGGAAACACUGGCUAAGAAACACGCAGAGGAAACGUCAAAGUUGGAGGAGCACCAUGCCUUCCAGGUGAAGGCUCUGACCGGUGACAGUGAGGAUCAGACGAACAGAAUCGCCCAGAUGGAGAAGGAGAUGACCUUCCUCCAAACUGAGCUGUCCGCCCAGAAGGAGGCCAACGUGCGCUCCCCCAGCAACACCAUGAAGAACCUGGUGGACCGACUGAAGGCUCAGCUCACCCAGAGAGAGAAACAGCUCAAGGCUCUCAGUAAAGCUCUGCUGGAGCUGCGGGCGGAGAUGACGUCCGCCGCCGAGAGUCAAGUCAUCGCCGGCGCUGCUCAGAGAGAGGAGAGCCUCAAUGUUCAGAUGCUGGUGGACAGGCACACCAAAGACCUUAAGGUGCGGGUGCAAGAACUUAAUGAAGAACUUCAAUCGGCAAAGGAUUCUGCAAGAGCAGCGCGAGGCCGGGAGAACAGCCUGAGAGAGGAAGUGGACGGGCUGACCCAGGAUCUGCAGAGGAGUGUGAAGGCUCAGAGACGCCUGCAGGCGGAGAGGGAGGAGCAGGAGCAGGAGGUCCAGGAGCUGAAGCAGAAAGCCAAGAGGUUCAGCAGCGCCCUCCAGAGCCAACCAGAACCAGAUGGGAAGGGGCCGAGUGCCGAGAGUCUGCACAAGAAGAUCAGGAGGCUAGAGUCUGAGCUGGACCAAAGAGCAGAAGGGAAAAAUCUCAAGGAUGAUCAUGAAAAGACCAAAGGAGAAGUGGUGCGUUGGGAGGAGGGGAAGAGAUGGCAGGCCAAGAUGGAGAAGAUGAAGAACUCAUUGAGGGAUAAAGAGAGAGAGAACGAAGCUCUUUUGAAACAACUCGGCACUCUCAGAGACCUCUAUUCCAGACUGGAGCAGGAGAAGAGCGCUCUGGCUAGGAAGAUGAAGGGUCGAGGCGUGACGGCAGAUCUUGUGGUGGGAGUGCGGAACGCUGAGAUGGAGACGGAGCUGGAAGAACUCAAGAAUAGGAACUCAGAGCUGGAGAGACAGAUCCUCACCAUCAAGUAA